Molecule: messenger RNA, 2541 nt
Organism: Umbelopsis ramanniana AG
Lineage: Eukaryota; Fungi; Mucoromycota; Umbelopsidomycetes; Umbelopsidales; Umbelopsidaceae
Exons: 12
Coding region: 6-2327 (773 amino acids)
Biological process (GO): activation of GTPase activity
Molecular function (GO): GTPase activator activity
Source: RefSeq, a predicted model, not a curated record
CUAACAUGGGAGGUGGUCCUAGCAACUCUCCACCCAAGCAAAUGACCAUACACGACUCUGAGAAACAACUGGUUGAAUCACCAGAUUCUAAAUUACAGAACAGCCCAACAUGGAGUUGGGAAAUCGCUGAUUUCUCGCAGAGUAAAGAUAAUGAAAACCUUACCAAUCGCUUAUACCCUGUAAUUGAUACCGCCGAAGAUGAAGAAAAUACACAUGCCGAUCAAUAUACACUAGAAACACCAAAAAUCGCUAAAGACCAAGUCUUACUCGUCUAUGCCAAAUCGAACUUCUACAUACAUCCGACUCCAAACACAAGCCAGCAUGUCAACGGAUUUAUAGCCAUUGCCCGAAAUGCUUUCUCGGAUUACUUAUUUCUCUGGAUCCCGGAAUAUCUUAUAGAGAGCGACGAUUUGGAAACCAUCCUUUCCAUAGAUGGGCAGAGACCACCUAGCAUUGACGGAUCCGCCAUAAUCAAGCUACGAAGGGACGAUGAUUUGUUGCAGAUCACUCAACUAAGCAACAUUCAUACACUGUAUGCAAGUGCUCCAAAGCAAGAAAAACAAGGAUGUAUCAUUGUGACUACGAAAGAAGGAGACGUGCUGCCAUCACUCUGGUACCACGGGGCAUCCUCGUCCACUCCAACGUCGUCGGCACAUGACUUAUGGUGGAUCGGUAACGAUGUCAUCGAAGUGAUGCGACUAUUUCUCAAUGUGGACAAAAGCAGGGAUGACGAGAGCAUAUACAGUGUUUCAGAAAAGACAAAUGAAGACCCACAUCGACAAUACCAACGGUCAUUGAGAUCGUACGGUUCGUCCUCCUCCACAGUUACUGGACGCAACAAAGUGGAUCCAAUUCAAAAGGCGGUAGAGAGAGUGGAACAAGCCAGAUGGACCAUUUUGGAGCGAUUAUCACACAUCACAAGGUUUUCAAGGGAUGCUGCCAAUCAAGUCUUAGGUCAUCCUUACGCACAACCAAUUGUACCUUUCCUGCCUCCUUCUGUGCAACAAUUUGCUGCCAAUGAUACUGUACGGGAAACUCUGGAAGAUUUUGACUCUGCCAGUCUUUACAUAGCGCAAUGGGGAAUCGAACCAAGUGACCGCAAAAAGUCAAAACCACGAUUGCCAAUUGGUGUAGAGCGAGAGGACCUUGAUGGUAGCUUACUGAAUGGAUUUGAAGUUGUGCUGGCAAAUGAGGUGGAAAAUGUUGAACAUACAAGACGACCACCGAUCUCGGCAGAGGAAUUCUUGACUAUGUUGGACAGUGAAGGAGAGUUCAAAAUAACGGAGGGGGACAUACGGCAACUUAUAUUUCAAGGCAGUCUGGAUCCCGAACUACGAAUAGAAGGCUGGAAAUUCCUGCUUGGAUUGUAUCCAUGGAAGUCUACCUAUGAUGAUAGAGAGGCCAUUCGCCAGAGUAAAAAUGAAGAAUAUUUUGAUUUGAAGAGCAAGUGGUUCAACGAUUCCGAAUUACAAGCCACGAGCAAGUUCGAGGAGGAAAAGCAUCGAAUCAAUAAAGAUGUUCACCGCACAGACAGAUCGGUCACCUUCUUUGCUGCAGAAGAUUUACCAAAUCCUGAUCCCGAAUCACAAUAUGGGACCAACGCCAACUUAGAGACCAUGAAAGAUAUCCUCUUGACAUACGUGAUGGCGUAUAAUCCUGAGCUUGGCUAUGUACAAGGCAUGUCUGACUUGGUUGCUCCCAUCCUUGUGGUUAUGGGAGAUGAAGCCAUGACCUUUUGGGCCUUUACACACUUCAUGGAUCGCAUGAAAUCCAAUUUUUACGUAGAUCAAUCUGGUAUGCACCAACAACUCACAACUCUGGAAAGUUUAAUUCGGUUUAUGGAUCCAGUGCUUUACGCACAUUUGGAAAAGUGUGAAAGCACCAACCUUUUCUUCUGCUUCCGCUGGGUCUUGGUUUGGUUCAAACGCGAAUUUGAAUGGGGAGAUGUUAUGAAGUUGUGGGAGUGUAUCUGGACCGAUUAUCUCAGCACCAGCUAUCAUCUCUUCAUUGCUUUGGCUAUCCUAGAUCAACACAGAGAUGUCAUCAUUGACAAUUUUAACCAAUUUGAUGAAAUAUUGAGGUAUAUCAAUGAACUGUCGAUGACAUUGGAUCUCGAUGAUAUCCUGGAACGUGCAGAAAUUCUCUUCCAUCAGUUCCGUCGUCGUAUGGACAGCAUCGACGGCAAGCGAAUCGAACUCAAAUCACAGUUGGAAAUACGUUCGGUUUGGAAUAGUGACAAACGACAGGUCAUCCAAAAUGACCUUGAGCGCCUGGAAGUCGAUAACUGCCUACGUCUGCUCUUGAAGCGCCAUCCAAGCUUAUUUUAAUUAUGUAUAUUACUCCACAACCGGUUCUUGUUAUCAAGUGCCCAGUUCUGUACCCGUAGUUUCUUCCUCUGAUUUUAGCAUUCAUAUACUAAAUCCAUCGUAGCUGUAUGUCUUAUUUUCACCUAUGCGAUAACCAAUAUAUAAAUGUGGCUGCUUUCAUUUCAAGGCACUACAUCCUGUCUUGAGCGGAAUGGAUGUGCCACUUCUCGAAAAA